Molecule: messenger RNA, 1192 nt
Organism: Pararge aegeria (speckled wood butterfly)
Lineage: Eukaryota; Metazoa; Arthropoda; Insecta; Lepidoptera; Nymphalidae
Gene: tex
Product: THO complex subunit 3
Exons: 7
Coding region: 151-1137 (328 amino acids)
Biological process (GO): mRNA export from nucleus
Cellular component (GO): THO complex part of transcription export complex
Molecular function (GO): protein binding
Source: RefSeq, a predicted model, not a curated record
UGUAGUAUCCAGAGCCGUAAAUCUAGCUAAAUUACAAAAGUUGUUGAUGUUUAUUGUUUACUGUUUGAGUGUAAAUUUGAUUUUGGGUUGGAGUAAUAUUGUUCUGUGUUUUGGGUCCUCCACCCUAAUUUAGCCAGAUUUUGAAACAAAAUGAAGGACUCGAAAUCAGCUCAAACCAAAAUAGAAGAUUUAAAUGAGCUGCGAAGUUAUUUUUCUAGUCACAAUGUAGUGCGCGAAUACAUUUCUCACAGUUCUAAAGUGCAUUCCGUUGGAUGGUCUUGUGAUGGACGAAGGCUUGCUUCUGGAUCUUUUGAUAAGAGUGUCGCUAUAUUUAACUUAGAGAGGAGUAGAUUGGUACAGGAUUUUGUAUUUAGGGGUCACACAGGAUCGGUAGAUCAGCUGUGUUGGCAUGCAUCUCAUCCGGACCUUUUAAGUACAGCAAGUGGAGAUAAAUCAGUACGAAUAUGGGAUACAAGAUCACGGAAGUGUGCAGCAACAAUAACAACAAAAGGUGAAAACAUAAACAUAGCAUGGUCACCAAACGGUGCCACAAUAGCGGUGGGAAACAAAGAGGACCUGGUCUCAUUUAUAGAUGCUCGCAAUUACAAAGUUGUGACCGAAGAACAAUUUAACUUUGAAGUGAAUGAGAUCUCAUGGAAUAACACAUCGGACUUGUUCUUCUUGACAAACGGCCUCGGUUGUGUUCACAUAUUGACAUACCCAACGUUGGAGCUACAGACAGUACUGAAGGCACAUCCAGGCACGUGCAUAUGUAUCGAGCACGAUCCAACGGGACGGUACUUCGCGACAGGGUCAGCUGAUGCCUUAGUGUCACUAUGGGACGUCAAUGAGCUAGCUUGUUUGAGAGUUUUCUCUAGGUUAGAGUGGCCAGUCCGUACGCUGUCGUUCAGUUUCGAUGGCCGCCUGCUCGCGUCAGCGAGUGAAGACCACAUCAUCGAUAUCGGGGACACGGAAACAGGGGAGAAGGUAGCUGAGAUACCAGUGUCGGCAGCCACGUUCACGGUGGCGUGGCAUCCCGCACGGUAUUUGCUGGCCUUCGCGUGCGAGGAUAAGGAGCCCCCGGAACGUAAACGCGACGCUGGCAACCUCAAGCUGUGGGGGCUGAGUAACGCGUAGUCCUGCCCGCCACUGGCAUAACUGACGUGCAACAGGGGGGGGGGGAUAUGGUUGC